CCGAUGAAGACGAGGACGAGGAAGAAGCAGAAGAGAAACUACCUUCAUGUAUGGACUAUGUGAUGCAUUUCUUAACGCUCUUCUGGAAAAUAAUGUUUGCAUUUGUGCCUCCCACAGAUUAUUUCAGUGGCUGGGCCUGCUUCUGUGUGUCCAUCGCGCUCAUCGGGGUACUGACCGCCGUCAUCGGUGACCUGGCUUCCAGUUUCGGUUGUACUGUGGGACUUAAAGACUCCGUGACGGCCAUCUCCUUUGUGGCUCUAGGCACUAGUGUUCCAGACACAUUUGCCAGUAAGGUUGCCGCCAUUAACGACCGCUACGCCGACUCCUCCAUCGGCAACGUCACCGGAAGCAACGCCGUCAACGUUUUCCUGGGCAUCGGCAUCGCCUGGACCAUCGCUGCCGUCUACCACGCCGUCAAUGGGCGGGAGUUCGUGGUGCCCGCUGGGGAUUUGGCCAUGUCCGUCACCGUCUACUGUGUCCUGGCUCUAGUGGCUAUCGCCUUAAUCAUGGCUCGCCGGCACCGAGCCGUGGGCGGUGAACUUGGGGGACCUGUCAAAUUCAAAAGGCCCACUUCAAUUAUUUUAAUGUUAUUCUGGAUUCUCUACCUUCUCAUUUCAGCUUUUGUGUCUUAUUGUUAUAUUCCAGGGUUCUAA
This is a messenger RNA of Candidula unifasciata, 653 nucleotides long. The record is from the annotation of a GenBank genome assembly. NCBI's taxonomy places the organism in Eukaryota, Metazoa, Mollusca, Gastropoda, Stylommatophora, Geomitridae.